This is a messenger RNA of Adineta steineri, 1350 nucleotides long. NCBI's taxonomy places the organism in Eukaryota, Metazoa, Rotifera, Eurotatoria, Adinetida, Adinetidae. The record is from the annotation of a GenBank genome assembly.
GAACUACUUACAAAUCCAAGUGUUAUUUUUCUUGAUGAACCAACAUCUGGUUUGGACAGUACAUCAGCUGUAUCAUUGAUAGAUGUUCUUCGUGAAUUAGCAAUAGCAGGUAAAACAGUUAUCACAUCUAUCCAUCAGCCAUCAUCACAAAUAUUUCAAUCAUUUGAUCAACUAAUUUUAUUAGCUGAUGGGAAAAAUAUUUUUAUGGGUAAACCAUCGAAUGCUCUUGAUUAUUUUGCAACAAUGGGUCAUCACUCACCUGAACAGUAUAAUCCAGCAGAUUAUGUGAUGGAUCUUGUCAAUCAAGAUAUGAAGAUUCGUGAAGAACUAAAAGAAGCAUACCUUCAGAAUCGAAUGAUCGAAGGUCAACCACGACCAUCGAACAUUGGAACUCAAUAUUUAGUAGCUGAACCAUCUGGAAAAGAAUCAGAUUUGACAAAUCCAGAUAAUGUAAAUUUGAUUCCAGAUAAACAUGAAGGAAAAUGGCCAAUAGGAUUUCUUGCACAAAUGUUAAUUCUCUUCUCACGUAGUUUUCGAUUAACUGGAAAAGCACAAUUUACAUUUCUCAAUUUUGCACAAGCAUUAAGUCUUGCUGUUAUCUGUGGUCUAUGUUGGUUACAAAUGGAUUAUACUGAAGAUACGAUACCUGAUCGAUCAUCAUUCAUAUUUUUUAUCAUGACAUUCUGGCCAUUUCAAACAUUAAUGAUGGGUUUAUUAUCCUUUCCCUUCGAACGUUCUGUGAUUGAUAAAGAACGAGCUAGUGGAUCAUUUCGUUUAUCAGCUUAUUUUAUUGGGAAAUCACUUGCUGAAGCACCAUUGAAAUUAGUUCUUCCAACAUGUUUUUUAAUAAUUGCUUAUUGGAUGGCAAGAAUUAAUAACAAUUUUGCAAUCUUUCUUGCCAUUUUAGUAUUUCAACUCUUAUCAAUUCUUGUCGCUGAAUCCGUUGGUUUGUUUUUGGGUGCAUCAUUCAGAAAUCUUCAUCAUGCAAUUACAGCUGCUACAGUUCUUCUUAUUACUUUGAUGUUGGUUGGUGGCUUUUUUAUCAAGAAUUUACCUCAUUGGUUAGAUGUAUGGACUCCAUGGUUAUCAUUAUUUAGAUAUGCUUACAGUGCAUGUAUUCGAUUACAAUUUAAAGGUGGACAAGUAUUUCGAUGUGUUGAUGGAUCUUAUGUUGAUGUGUGCCGAAAUAAUCCAAAUGGUACAUUUCAUGGUUCUGAUGCUCUUCGAUAUUUCACUAUUGGUCUUGAUAUCGGUUGGGAUUUUUUAAUUCUUUUCGGAAUGUUUAUAGCGUUUCGUCUAGGUGCAUAUUUUUCACUAAGAUUUAUCAGAAGUAACAGUGGUCGAACUUAA